Meloidogyne enterolobii is the source of this 710-nucleotide messenger RNA. The record is from the annotation of a GenBank genome assembly. NCBI's taxonomy places the organism in Eukaryota, Metazoa, Nematoda, Chromadorea, Rhabditida, Meloidogynidae.
CUAAUGAUAGUGGAUUCUCCAACUCCUCCUCAAACUCAGGAUGUCUCUUUAUUUAGAAGGCCAAAAGUUUAUAUUAUUGGUGUUGGAAUGACAGCGUUCACAAAGCCGCUUACAUCUGGCAAGGAUUAUCCAGAAUUGGUUAAAGAAGCAGUUGGCGAAGCUUUGAGUGAUGCUGGUGUAAGAUAUGAACAAAUUCAACAAGGUUUGGGCUUUGAAGCUAUUUUUAACAAUAAAAAAUUAAUUUUUAAAGCAACCGCUUCCUACAUGUAUGGAGGAUCUUGUUGCGGUCAAAGAGCAUUAUAUGAAAUCGGAUUGACAGGAAUACCUAUAUUUAAUUUAAAUAAUGCCUGUGCAAGUAGUUCCAGUGGAAUAUUUCUUUGUAAACAAAUUAUAGAAAGUGGAAAUAUUGAUUUAAUGCUUGCUGUUGGGUUUGAAAAGGUUUUCCUUUUAAAAUUUUAUGGAGGCGGAUCUCUUUAUAAGAUUCACCUUAAUAUUGAAUACACCUCUAUUUUAGAGACGCUUUUUAAAAAUAAGGUUGGCCACUUGCUCUGAGGAAGCUGCCUAACCGAUUUUUAUUUAAGAUACCUCAUUAUAAUAGGGUGCAGAUAUCGAUAUCAGACUGUUUAUACUUAAAAUCGGGAGAUAAGCCGAGGUCCUCACAUCUUAAUUUUUAUGGAUACAGAGGCAAGAAUAGAACAUUUUUCAGUGUU